AUGUCUGAAGCUUUGCUGGGUUCCACCCCUGAGAAUGAAGACAGCCCUGUGACAGUGAAGGAGGAAGAGACCAGCUGGGAGCAGCCAGGCAACUCACAAGAGGGCAGGAACCACACUCGGGAGCUUUACCGCCUGAGAAUUCGGCAGUUCUGCUACCAGGAGGCUCUUGGGCCCCGGGAAGCUGUGGCCCAGCUUUGGGAACUUUGCCAUCAGUGGCUGAGGCCAGACACCCGCAGCAAGGAGCAGAUCCUGGAGCUGGUGGUGCUUGAGCAGUUCCUGACCAUCCUGCCCAAAGAGCUCCGAGGCUGGGUACAGAUGUAUCGUCUGCAGAGUGUUGAUGAGCCAGCAACCUUGCUGGAGAAUCUAGCCCCGGAACACGGAGACACAGGGCAGCAGAGGCCUGCCCAGCACAAUAGGUGCCCAGAGCAGCACAGAAGGUCUGCAUCCUGCUCCUACAGGACAGAGGGAGUGAGGCCUGUGCUCAGUGUGCUGGCUUCUGGGAGUCAGCAAUUAGUUACAACACAGUCAGAUUGUGCACCCCACAUUCCUGGUAGUACUACUUUCCCUAGCGAAAAGACAGUCUCGAGUUUGAACACUCUCAAGAACUGCCACCUGCCCCGAGACUCCUGGGCCAGGAGGCACAUCACAUCCUUGCAGUAUGCAGCCGGAGACAUUACUCGGAGAGGGAGGGAAAAGAACAAAUCUCAGGUGAGCGAGCUGCUUCAAGGCCUCGCAUUCUCUGAUGACUCAGAGGCAGGGGAAGACAAUGAGCCUGAGGUACAGCCUGAGAGAAAGAAGCUAAAGGUGUCCUGUGUCCCUGAGAAGAGGUGGAGUAAAAGAGACAUUAAGCCCAGCUUUCCAAGCUGGUCAGCACUGGACUCUGGACUUUUGAAUCUCAAGAGUGAGAAAUUGAACCCAAUAGAGCUCUUUGAAUUGUUUUUUGAUAUAACAUUUCUCUACGCACACAAGGCAAAGUGCUGACUAGGAAUGGUAUGCCAGUCCUCAGUGACACACCUCUUCCAACAAAGCUACUAAAUUCUUCCCAAACAGUUCUAUCAAAUGAGAACUAGAC
This is a messenger RNA of Arvicola amphibius (Eurasian water vole), 1072 nucleotides long. Its product is annotated as piggyBac transposable element-derived protein 1-like. The transcript is spliced from 3 exons. The coding region runs from base 1 to 981 and encodes 326 amino acids. The record is from RefSeq and is a predicted model, not a curated record. Gene Ontology annotation, molecular function: sequence-specific DNA binding. NCBI's taxonomy places the organism in Eukaryota, Metazoa, Chordata, Mammalia, Rodentia, Cricetidae.